Molecule: messenger RNA, 2928 nt
Organism: Durusdinium trenchii
Lineage: Eukaryota; Dinophyceae; Suessiales; Symbiodiniaceae
Source: the annotation of a GenBank genome assembly
AUGGCACAGCUCGCGCUGGCGCAGAUGGCCACCGGGCUGGUCGAUGAGGAAGAGGAGUUCCCUGAGCCGGUGGCCGACCAGAACUUGAACCGAAGGAAGGUCUUAGAUCUGCAGCAUGAGAUCAACCAGCUGCAGAAGUUGUCACUGAAGCAUCAUGAGGCGGUGACACAUCUGGAAACUGGGCUCAAAACGAUGAUCUCAGAGGUGCAUCUUCGACGCGCCCUGGGCUUGGCCUUUCAGGAGUUUGAGAAUCGGAUCGAGGAUGCUUUUCAAGACUCCAAUCGAAAGUGCCUCUCCAUGUUCUCCAAGAGAGAAGAUGUGAUUGAGCUUCAAACGCUCGUCACAAAGAAGGUGAACUGGGCAGAAUACAACGCCGUGUUGAAGAAGCUCGCAGAUCUUCGGCAAUACGUCGAUGGCAUGGCGGAAACGGUCUUCAUCGGGCAGAGAGAAGCCUUAGAAUCAGAAUUUGCCAAGAAGGCCAACGCGGACUGGGUCGAGAAGGCCCUCGGCGAGAAGGCCGAGUUCACCGACCUCAACGACGUCCGCGCGCGCCUCGAGAGGUUGGAGGUGCUCGUGGCUCACAAUGACCAGAAGCACUCCUCCAAGCUCCAGGCCAUGCGGGAAGAAACCGCCGCCAAGAACGAUGAGAUAUAUCAGAACCUGGAGAUUGAGUCCUCAGGGAGCCAAACUAAUCGCGCACCCUUCGCAGAUGAUCGAUGUAGGGCCCACUGGCUGCCAUGUCAGCUUCUCAAGGGAGUGCGGCAGCAUGCGCUGAUGAAAGAGGCCAAUGGGACAAUGACCUCCAACAAGCAGAGCGUCCAAGACAUGAAGACGAUGAUCGAACGUCAUGAGGCACGGUUGAAGCAGACCGAUUCCUCUCUCUUGGAGAUGAGCAAAGCGCAGCAAGAGAUGGCACAGCUGGCUGGCAAGACCUUGCUGCCGCGGAUAGAGCAAAUGGAAGACUGGCUUCAGAGGAAAGAUCAGGCCAGGGAUGAGCUACUGAGACAACUGGAAGGUCAAGCUGAUGAACUGAAAGGAGCUGUUUCGGUCGUGGAGAUGGGGAGGCAAGGCGAACAGUUUCGAGAACAGCUGGAGUUCCUGAUGCAAGCCACGGAGAUGUUGAAGCGCCGCUUGCGGGAGAUGAGCAAGCAUCAGAAUGGGAAGAUGAAGGAAAUCAGUGACGACCAAGGCAGACAAGUUCAACAACUGGCUGCUCUGGAGAGAGUGAUGAAGAGGCAAGACCGGGAAACCCGUGCUGAGCUCCGCUCGAUGACGGCCACGGGCGACUCCUGGCGCGCCCCCACCGGCGGAGGGCACGGGCUGCCCAUGCUGCCGGCCGAGGAGGAUCCCAAUGUGCGGCUCACUGGAGUGCUCCAGCAACUACAAAAGAUUGCUGGAGGCGGUUUCUCUGAGCAGAGCACGCACGUGGGCUCCUUCUUCCCCAGCCGAGGGGCGGCCACCGACGACUGGGGCGAUGCUGCCGACAGUCUGGGGCGACCUACGCCAGCGAUGGCGGCCACCAGUGGGGUGCGUGGAAUGUAUGGCCUGAGCCCGAGAUCCGCGUGGCCCGAACGCGCGGAGAAGGUGCCCUUGCGCCAGGCCGGCUAUGCAGCAGCCCACUUGACCCUGCUAGGGGUUGGGCUUUAUGUGGAUGUUGCGCUGACACAGUGGAAUGGUGUCUUUUGGACUGCUCUCCAGAACCACCAGUCCAAGCAGUUCUACCGCCUCCUUUGGGACUUCGUGAUCAUCACCGGAGUGACGGGCUUCGUUGGCACCUAUAACGACUACCUCAGCGGAAUGUGGCACCUGCACGCACGUGACCACCUCACACGGCACUUCAAUCAGCUUUGGGUGAGCAAUGGCGCCAUGUGCAUGAUGCGACAGAGCUCCAUACAGGUGGACAAUCCUGACCAACGCAUCGACCGGGACGUGGACGAAUUUGUAGGAUCGACACGGGAGCUUUUCUUCGGAGGCUUAGGAUCCAUUGUGAGGCUGGGCAUUUACUUUCCCAUCCUGUUGAGAUCGGCUCCAGCUCCACUGUUGGGCUUCGUCUUGGUGUGGCCCAUCUUUGGCGCCUUGAUGACGCACGGCCUGGGCCGACGCUUGAUCCCCUUGUCCUUGGCCGGAGAGUCCGCCAACGCCGACUUCCGCUCGGAGCUGGUCUUCGCGCGCGAGAAGGCGGACUCCUUAGCCUUGAUGGGCGCUGGGCCUCAUUUGGCGGAGAAUCUUCAGGAACGCUUUGAGGUCAUGAAGCGCGUGGCCUAUGCGGAGUUCGAUGUCACCAAGUUCCUGAAUUUCUUCAAGAUGAUGUAUGAAGAAUAUGGCACGGUGGUGCCCUUCGUCCUGUUGGCCCCGGCGUACUUUUCGGGCGCCUUAGACCUGGGAAAGCUCAUGCAGCUCCGCAUGAUCGUGGAGCGUGUGUCCCAGAGUUUGACCUUUCCAGUGGCAGCUUAUGAGCAGGCUGUCGGUUGGCGCGUGGCGGCCAACCGCUUGGCCGCCUUGGCAGCCGCCACGUCCGCGGUGGCGCCGCCUUCUUCGGAUUCCCCGUCCGCGCCGGGGCUGGGGAGUCCGUCGGUCCUGCGUGUGGAGGGUGUCGACUUGAAGACGCCCCAGGGGAGGCUCCUUCUGGAGAAUGUGAAUCUCGAAGUAUCUCCUGGAGAGCGGCUGCUGCUGGUGCUUCCAGCCUCUGGCGGGAAGUCCUUGCCAUUUGGCCCAGAGUCGGCCAUGAGGCAAGAGAACGGAGGUGAGGCGCCGUCCCGAAGAAAAGGAAGAGGAACAUCACCCAUCGUUCCUCACAGAAAGGUUCAAUAUCAGGUAUUAUUUCUAAAAUCAGCCUCUUUAUGUGUGUGGUGUAUGGACUAUAGCCACACCAUGCUAGGCCUAUGUUGGAGUCUAUGUUGGAACCCAUGUUGGAACCCUUGGCCUUGA